Mya arenaria is the source of this 3753-nucleotide messenger RNA. RefSeq names its product coronin-7-like. Lineage: Eukaryota; Metazoa; Mollusca; Bivalvia; Myida; Myidae. The record is from RefSeq and is a predicted model, not a curated record. Gene Ontology annotation, molecular function: protein binding. Bases 169 to 2979 code for a protein of 936 amino acids. The transcript has 27 exons.
GUUUUUCACCGCAUUUUCAACGAUUUCAUCGCAAAAUAAACAAACAAUGAAUAAUUUUCAACACUCACUAUCUUAAGCAAAUCAACACAUACAAAAAUUACAAUUGCCUCUUCAGAGAGAUCAGUAAUUUUCGUCUCUAAAAGGUGUUCUAGGCUCAACUAAACAAAGAUGGCGUGGCGUUUUAAAGUCUCGAAAUACAAGAAUGCUGCCCCUAAAUUUCCAAAGCGAGAGGAACUUAUUCAGGAUCUGCCCCAUGCGACGCUAAUGCAGACCUGUGGAAACCACAUAGCUGCAAGCUGCCUCUACAUUGCAUUUGAUACUGGAGGUGGAGGGAGUGUUGGUAUUCUCCCCCUGGACACCGCCGGUAGGGUGGGGCACGACUUGCCACUACUGAAGGCACAUGCUGAUUACAUCACUGAUCUCCAGUUUAGUCCAUUCCAUGAUGAUGUAUUGUCAACUUGCUCAGCUGAUUCAACCGUUAAAGUUUGGCGUCUCCCUGAGAAAGAGCGUCUGUCAGAGGAACUUCCAUUAUUGACCUCCUCGUGCAGUUUUGUGGCAGGAGAUCGCCGUGCAGAGACCCUGGCUUGGCACCCAACUGCAGAUGAUACUCUGGCUGUGGCGACUGGGCAGUCUGUUAGAGUGGUGGAUGUCUCAAAUCCUGAUGGGAAUAAGCUAGAUUUCAGUGGUCACGAUGACCAGGUGUUAAGCUUGUCAUGGAGGUCAGGGGGGACUACUUUAGUCACAUCAUGCAAGGACAGGAAACUCAGAGUUAUUGACCCUAGGGCAGGUACGUCAGUGCAGGAGUGUGUGGGACAUGAAGGUGUGAAGGAUUGUCAGGCAGUUUGGGUCGGCAAUACAGACUUUAUUUUCACCACUGGAUUUGAAAAGCAACGUUCCAGAGAAGUGAAACUAUGGGAUACCAGGAAUAUGCAACAUGCAGUCAAAACCGUGGCUGUCGAUUCUAACACUGGGACUCUAAUGCCUCUACUUGAUGAAGACACUCACAUGAUGUUGGUGGUAGGCAAGGCUGACACAAGCUGGUCAUACUAUGAAAUAUCAACGGCAGAGCCAUUUGUGACAAAAAAUACCGUGGAGCAUACAGAGAAAGGUGAGCAGAUCCGUGGGGCAUGCCUGGUGCCGAAGCGUGCCAUGGAGGUGAUGCAGGGUGAGGUGGACAGGCUGCUUCUCCUCUUCCCAAGAUCCAUUGCUCCCCUACCGUACAUUGUUCCUAGGAGGCAAUACCGUGACUAUCAUGGAGACCUGUUCCCGGACACUAAGAGUGAUGAGCCGGCCUUGUCUGCAGGACAGUGGUUUGCAGGGGAAAAUGGACAGGUGUCUCUUAUAAGCCUUGAUCCUUCAAAGAGGUCUGCAAAAAAAGUGGUGAAAGAUAAGGAGCUAACAUCCAGUAAACCAAAGGCAGACAAACCAACCCCGUCCCAGCAGUCUAGUAACACUUCAACUCAUGCCCCUGUGCAGCCCAGCAAGCCCGCUGUAACCAAGGCAACCAAACCUGCUGUCUCUAAAGUUCCCCAGCCAGAGCCAAAACCAGAACCCCCUGUGCCAACUGAACCUAGCAAAGCUUCCAAAACCUUUGCUGCCAUGCACCAGUCUAAAUGUAAAUACCUGAAAGGUAUCACAGAGCACCCAAGUAAACACAUCGUGAACGUUCGCAAGCUUUGCCGCAACCUGCCAAUACAGAGUAACCUGUUUGCUGCAAACACCAAGCGCUGUGCUGUACCUAUAGAGGGCGCUGGGGGAUUGGUCUGUAUACUGGAGUUGGACAAGCCAGGCCGGUUGCCUGACACCGGGGUUCCCAUGCUUCAGAAUGGCAGCAAGGUCAACGACUUCAUGUUUGACCCCUUCGAUGAUCGCAGACUGCUUAUUGGGUGUGACAAUGCGAAGGUGUAUGUGUGGGAGAUACCAGAGGGGGGCCUCACGGAGACAUUAGACGAUUACGAGUCAUACCUCAUGGGUCACUCCGAGAAGAUAUACUUUGUUCGUUUCCAUCCCCUGGCGAAGGACAUAGUGAUGACAGCGGCAUACGAUAUGACCUUGAAAAUUUGGGACCUGGCUGACAGUUCAGAGGUCAUCAAUAUCUCCUGUCAUGGGGAUGAGAUUUUCAGUGGGGAGUGGAGCCAAGAUGGCCGGUACAUUGCCACUGUGUGUAAGGAUGGCCUGAUCAGGAUAUUUGACCCUCGAAACUCUACUGAAGCAAUCAAGGUGGGUAAGGCGCCAGAUGGCAAUCGAGCGGCCAGGGUCGUGUGGGCAUGUGACAUGAAAUAUCUUGUCGUCUCUGGCUUUGAUAAAUCGAGUUUCAGACAGCUAAGUGUGUACUCCGUGGCGAAUCUUGGAGAUCCACUGCAUGUUGUUGCCCUGGAUGUUUCCCCGUCUUUACUGGUCCCCCAUUAUGAUCUGGGUACCAGCACUGUCUUCCUCACCGGACGGGGUGACAGCUAUAUCCAGGCCUUUGAGGUAUCUGAGGAAUUCCCCCACCUGUUUCCCCUUACACCCAUGAAACCUGAGGGCCAACACCAGGGUAUGGCCCUGAUGCCUGUAACCACAUGUGAUGUGCGGGCCGUGGAGAUGGCCCGGAUUUGGAGGCUUACCCAGACAUCAGUGGAACCCAUGUCAAUUACAGUACCAAGGGUCAAGACGGAGUAUUUCCAAGACGACCUGUUUCCAGACACCCCACAGACUGGUUCACCAACAAUGACCAGUCAGGAGUGGUUAAAUGGGGGAAACAAGCAACCAGUCAAAAUAUCCCUCAGACCAAAAGAUAUGAAACCAUUGAGUGAGGCCCCAGUAGAGGCCCCUAAGGCGAGGAAGUAUGACAGCUACAGCGCAGACACGUACAAGACAGAUGAACAGAAGAAAGAAGAGCUCAUCAGUGCGAUGACAGAUAAACUGGGCCAAAAUGAUGAACCCCUGCCACAGGACAAAUCCGAGGGGGUCGACUCUGAUGAAUGGGAAGACUAUUGAGUCUCAAGAUGGUGCUAGCAGCCAUUAGUGCAAUAAUAGGUUUUGCUUGAUCUUCUGAUAAUACUUGUAAUGACUUUUAUUUGCCACGCUCAAUUUGCUAACUUUUUGCCCACCAACAAUCAUUGACGUUCUUAAAUAAGAUUUGAAGAUGUGUAUUUGAACAAAAAAUGUUCUUGUAUGUGAUUUUACAGACAGGAGUGUUACCAUAGCAUUGAAAAGAAAUGUUAAAUAUGUGUUCAGGCAUUGCAAUCUAAAACAAUACUGGUAAUAUCUUCUCAGGGUAUUAUACCUCAUUGCCUUGUGUAGUAGUAGCUUUAAGAGUGACAUUUUCAACAACGCCCAGGGGUGGUAUUCAAUAUUGGUCUUGACUGGAUCAAAGAACAAGGUAGCCAAUCGGAUUACGUGGUAUAAAUAACGGACCAAUCCAAUGAAUGAAGUUCAUGAUGUAUGACCAUAAGAUUUACUCAAGCUGCAUAUUGAAGACCAACGAUGUCACUCAGUUUUAUGACCAGGGGUAUUGUACAUGUACAUUGUUUUACUGCUGUCCAAACUUUUGUGUUUCUCAAGCUAUAGAUUUCAUACCCUUUAUUGGACUAGACUUACACAUUCCACUGUUCUGGCUUUACUAUUUUUUUUAAUUCAGUAUUUUAUUAUCAUUUUUAUAACACAUGUAUUACAUAUUGUUCUUUAUACAUGACCUAAAUCUUUAAGUAUGCAUAUCUGUGAUCUUAAUAAAUGUCACACUUACAAUAAUUAAAGUGUUUAUAUUCGAUA